Anoplopoma fimbria (sablefish) is the source of this 3709-nucleotide messenger RNA. RefSeq names its product zinc finger DHHC-type palmitoyltransferase 15b (gene zdhhc15b). Gene Ontology annotation, cellular component: Golgi apparatus; endoplasmic reticulum. Gene Ontology annotation, biological process: synaptic vesicle maturation; peptidyl-L-cysteine S-palmitoylation; protein targeting to membrane. Bases 1 to 1008 code for a protein of 335 amino acids. Gene Ontology annotation, molecular function: protein-cysteine S-palmitoyltransferase activity. The record is from RefSeq and is a predicted model, not a curated record. Lineage: Eukaryota; Metazoa; Chordata; Actinopteri; Perciformes; Anoplopomatidae. The transcript is spliced from 11 exons.
AUGGCUCUCUCCAGAGGGUUGAGGUGCUGUCAGAGGGUUUUCUCCUGGAUACCUGUCCUUAUCAUCACCUGCGUGGUGCUGUGGUCGUACUACGCCUACGUAUUUGAGCUAUGUCUUUUUACACUCACCAACACACUGGAAAAAGUGGCCUAUCUGCUGGUAUUUCAUGUUUGCUUUGUGAUGUUCUCCUGGACCUAUUGGAAGUCCAUAUUUACCCCUCCUGCAUCACCAUGCAAAAAGUUUCAGCUGUCAUACUCAGACAAGCAACGAUACGAGAUGGAAGAGAGGCCAGAUGCUCAGAAACAAAUCCUGGUUGAGAUUGGAAAGAAACUGCCCAUCUUUAGUCGAGCUCAAUCUGGAGCUAUCAGGUUCUGCGACCGCUGCCAGGUACUGAAGCCUGACCGCUGUCACCACUGCUCGGUUUGUGAAACGUGCGUCUUGAAGAUGGACCACCACUGUCCCUGGGUGAACAACUGUGUGGGCUUUUCAAACUACAAGUUCUUCCUGCUUUUCCUCUCCUACUCCAUGCUGUACUGUGUAUUCAUUGCAGCAACAGUCUUUCAGUAUUUCCUCAAAUUCUGGGUGGGUGACUUGCCAAAUGGGCCCGCAAAGUUCCAUGUCCUCUUCCUCAUGUUUGUGGCGCUCAUGUUUUUUGUCAGUCUCAUGUUCCUCUUUGGCUACCACUGUUGGUUGGUGGCCAAGAACCGAUCCACUUUAGAGGCCUUCUCAGCUCCAGUUUUUAUCAGUGGACCAGACAGAAAUGGCUUCAAUGUCGGCACACGCAGAAACCUGCAGCAGGUUUUUGGAGAGGAUCGGAGGCUGUGGUUCAUCCCUGUUUUCACAAGCCAAGGGAACGGCCACUACUUCCCCUUGAAGAAUCGGAGUUCUGAGUCCCACAACCCCUUAUUAGCUAAUGAGGACAUGUGGGAUGAGUCGGAUGAUGGCUCUGAGGAAGGAAGCUUGGUUGAGGACCAAGACCCCUCUGUUACCAUAGAGAUGGAAGGAUAGUAGUUUAAUUUAGGGACAAUCUACAAUCGUACAGAGGACACAGAUUAAUAUCACACACACACGAGGCAAAUGCAUUCCAAAUCAUGUGGAUGUUCAGACACUGAAAAAAAAAAUCUGAAGGGGGCCAAACGUGUGGAUUAAAACCUGCAAUUGGGUUGUUUUUGCCCACUUUUACCCAUGUGUUUUACAUAAUGAUGAAUAGAGUAACUUAAUGGACAACCAGUAGCAUCACCUCUCCUCUCAUGGACAAACAGUAUCAUUGUGAUCCGGUCAAAAAACUUGUCAAAUAUUACCUGUUGUAUAUGUGUAUCCUUCUGGUUGUUCAUCUCAAGGCACUGGCCUCUGUGGGAUUAUUAAUUAGUGUUAAUUGGGAAGCUUUGGUCUGGCACUGUACUACUUUAUAUGCCUCUGUUUCAUUGUUGGGCCGGGGGUUUACAGUGUUCACACCUUCUAUCUGUGAAGGGUGGUAUUUAAAUUGACGCCCGUAAUGCUCCAGACGUCUCUUAUAGUGAUUCAGUUUUCUGGCCUCAUCCAGUUUGGGUCUUAAAGCAUAUUAACAUAGGACCUUUUCUUUUUUUUAUGACCAUAAGCAUAUUGUUAUACCUGACUUGACAGCCGCCUUAUUAAUAUAUUUAUUCUUGUGUUUUGGGAGUCCAUGUCUCCUAAGAAUGUAUGCAGCACCCUGCUUGUGAAUAGACGGUGCCAACAUUCUGGGCACUUAUUUAAGAAAUAACCUCUCAUAUUAUGCUUUAAUACAGUACUUCAGCUGAUCUGAUCGGAAUGGUGACAGUAAUAAAAACAGAACCAGUAUAUAUUUGUAGCUUUGGUUCACAGCUACAGCUCACUGUGUUUUAAAAAUGAAUCCUGAAAUCUAAACCAGAGAAUUACAGCAAACUUAAAGGUAUAUUAUGCAGGAACUUCCCAAAAAAACAAUGUAUAGACUCACAAAAAAAAAGUAAUCCAUCUCAAUCAUCACUUAUGAUUACCCAUGAGAAGUUUGUGUCAGUGUCUGUAUCUGUAAUUUAUCUUUCCCUCUUACUUUGCUGUGUUCGUUUCUGGGCGUCAGCUCUUGUGCACAGGUGUGAACCAGUCAGCCGAUAACAGCGUACAAGUGAGGUCAGGACUUUAUCAAAAGGUAGUGAGCAGGUUAAACUGCUGUGUCCAUCUCUCUCUGUCUGUGACAUGAAUGUAUAAAGAGCUGCAGGUCUGUGUGUCUGUUUGACCAAAAGCCGGGGUGACACACAUACACAAAAGCACACACACACAAACGCACACACAGGCACCUUCCCGCAGAGUUGUACGGAGUGUGGGUGUGUUUAUUAAUGCUUCAGAACGUCACCACAGCGAAACAAUUGGGAUAUAACUUUUUAUUUCUCUGUUUCACGCCACUCCCUCUCUUCAUCACUCUCUAGCUCGCUUGACCACCACUGCUCUCUCGCUCAUUUGAAUGUUGUGUUUACAAACAGUCAGAGAGACUUGCUGCAUAGUAUACCUUUUUAAUAGGAUAAUAAUAAUUUAUCGUUGGAGUCAUAUCCUGAAUAUACUGUAUAGCUUGACAUCAUUAUAUGAUGUUCGCCACAUAUUGCUUACUAAAAUAAUUGCAGUGAACAGUUUAAUUUUACUAUAUGGGAUGAGCAUACAAGACAAACUGUGAUAUACAGUUUUUUAAAUAAUUAUCAUAAACUUGUUUUCUACCAUAUCAGCCAUCCCUAAAGUAACACUUGGAACGCAAAAUGAAAUUAGCUUUUUAUCAUAAAGGCACAAAUAAAUUAUAGUAGGGACACACUAGGUUAUUCUACUGUGUCUGUUUUCACUUUUAUCUUUUUAAACAUGCAGAUAACUGUAUAUACAUAUAUAUAUAUGACUGAUCCUCAUCCACUGGUUGGUAGAGGUCAGCGCUCUUCUGCAAUAGUAUGUUUUCAUUUUUUUUCUACAUGUCUUUAUGUAUUGUGAAAUUUUUAAUACCAAUGAUACAGAUUUGUCUCAUGGAGAGCGUUUGGUUUAUGGGGUUGUGUAUUUAUCCAGUGUACUUAGUUGAAAACUAUGUCUUUAAUGGAGUACACAUAUUCAUUUAGUAUCAGUAAACAGUUAGGCCUUUUGUCAAACCUUGAUGCUGUUAGAUCUUCACACAUCAACUUGCCUCACCAGAUCUGUUUUUCUACUAUGUUGGGAAAGCAAAAUCAAAUGCUGCUCAAGUCUGAGCAAUACAUAACACUAAUAAUUUCUUGAUUCAAACUGUGGUUUUUAUCUGAGGUAUGAUUCAGUGUUUGAAAGCAUGUAUAAAACAUUAGGAAAGAUGUGGAUGUUGAGUGUUUCAUGUAGUCUUGCGUCUAUUUAUCAUUGUAAUCUUCAGCUUUUUUUCCUGUGUAUUGAGUUUACUGAUUCAUAACUGCUGCAGGCAGUGUUUGUAUAUUUUGCCCCAUCAAGUGAAACUUAAAUUAAACUGUUGAAGCAAUGUGCUUUUAUCAAGUAGUAGGAUAUUUAUAAAAUGAGAAGAUGACAAAUUAUACCCAUAUUGCGGACAGGAGUUCAAUAUUGCUAGAGCACAUACAGUACGGUCUCUUUUGAAUUGUCUUUGGAGUAUGUGAUUGUGGCGCUUCCCUUUUUAAAAACUCUGAACUAUUAAAAGAACUGAUAUUGUUUCAUUUUGUCCUUUAACAAAUAUAAAUUCUUUAUUUUCCACCAGUUGUAACAUGCAAAA